AUGCCUAUGCAAGUAUUCGAGUUCCACGCUGACGCCACCGUCAGCCUGGCCAGUACUGCUGCCAUCAACAGAAAGAGCUGCGACCACUGCUUCCUCAAUCGCAAGACCUGUGACAAGGUCCGUCACCCGACCGCCGAUCCCGGCGACAAGUGCAAGCGCUGCGCCAAAGACGAUCGCCCCUGCACCUUCACCCCCACCGUCCACCUCUACCACAUCGCAGACUGUGUUGGACGCCACCAAUGCCGCGCCAAGGUCGUCCAGGCCAUGGGUGGUCGCAAGAAGGAAAUCAAGUUCAAGACCAUCGAGAUCCCAAUCAUCUGCGACAUGGACUCGGAGCUCGAUCAGGCACUGUAUGAAUACAUCCAGAAGCAGCCCAACUUGCUGGUGUACAACAACAGGAUCAAGUCGUUUCUCGCUCAGGAUAUGCUGGGCCUGACCGAGGAACAAGAGGACUUAAUGUCUGUUCAAAACAACAACAACGACCAAGACGUACCGGAUGUUACCUCAUCGCCCUCCUCAGAAUCGCCCUCUCAUGGAGCUAAGAGGUCAUUCGAGCCCGAAGACGGAUCAAGCAAGGACAUGAACCUCGACAACACUGCUGGAUCGCCAACGCAGGGUCCCCAAAAGUACAGGAUCAUGGCACUGAUCGACGCUCACCAGAGCCAGACUCCUCAGCAACAACAACAACAGCUGCAACUGCAACUGCAACAGCAGCAGCAGGCAUUGUCGCGCCACCAAAAGCGUCCCUCAGAGGAUCAAGGCAGGAACGUCCCUACUUCGAUGCCCAGCCCAACGCCUCUUAGCCCGACUGACGUGAUUGAAUACCAUAAGCGUCGCGAGUCGGCCUUGCUGGCCUUGCCCUCUGUCGCCACCUUUGGCAGCCUUUACCAAUCGGACGUUCAACAGCAACCGCAACAUCAACAACAGCAGCAGAACUUGUAUGUCCACCAGAAUGUGCUCACACCCAUCAACACCAAUUUCGGUCAACAACAGUCACUCCAGGCAGGUUACCGAAGCACCAGCCCGCUCCUCCACAGCCCAAGCGGUCACAGCCCUACUCAGCACUCGCCUCACCCUCCCAGCCCCUUGGAGCUUUCUCUCGACAUCAAAACCAACUUUGGAGCAUUGAGCGGCAGCCAUCACAACCUUCCCAGCCUCUUUGAUACCAGUCUCUCGAUGUCGACCCAAUUGCACGAACAACAACAACAACAGCAGCAGCAGCCAAUGAGGACCAGCGUCGGAACCUCGACUUCGCCGCAGAUGGGAUCGGAUGCCGACUUUUCGGCUGUGCCCAAUCCAGUCGGCCCCCCACCCCCACUUGUGAUCAAGACCACCAACGAGGAUGGCAAUGAGGUCGGAUUCUACUAUGCAGUUCCCGAGGUUAACCUGAAUCCAGCCUUCAGCGAUGCGGAUCUGUUCCAGGACUUCACGAUGAUGGAUGCUCUCGGUGAAGAUUUCGUCUGGAUCGAGAACCUGUUCGACGAGCCAACUCCGGAGGAGGCUGCUGCGACGAUGACAGCCAUGUCUGUGGCUGCUGCUGCCGGAAGGACCUCCUCGACUGCUGAUCACGGUGUGUCGACCAACGCUGCCCUUGGCGCGAUGGAGAGCCUGAUGAACGCGGCUUCUACCACCGCUGGCAGUGAUGAUGUGCCAAUGGAGUCGAGCAUGAUGGUUGGAUCGAUGCAAGGCUUGGGUAUGCCUCAGCAACCAUGGCCUCGCCCCAGCUACAGCAACACCAUGCAGGGAUAA
This is a messenger RNA of Linnemannia hyalina, 1749 nucleotides long. NCBI's taxonomy places the organism in Eukaryota, Fungi, Mortierellomycota, Mortierellomycetes, Mortierellales, Mortierellaceae. The record is from the annotation of a GenBank genome assembly.